Molecule: messenger RNA, 2652 nt
Organism: Closterium sp. NIES-65
Lineage: Eukaryota; Viridiplantae; Streptophyta; Zygnematophyceae; Desmidiales; Closteriaceae
Source: the annotation of a GenBank genome assembly
AUGGAGGUGCAGUUACCCCGGCGCUCACGACAGCGGGACAUUCGGGAGAUGGCCGACGUGACAGCGCGCGGACGCUUGGACUACCUGUGGGCGGCUGCUGUGGCGGAAAACGACCUGGCGUUUAGGACGUCUUCGUCUAAGGCGAUGCAAGCGUUUGUGGAUGCAGUCGCUGCAUUCGGGAAGGCCUACACCUUACCUUCGGCAUACAAGGUGGCGGGCCCACUUCUUGUCAAGUUGAAGCUCGACACAGAGGAGCUCAUCAAGCCAAUCAAAGAGAGUUGGCCGAGAAGCGGAUGCACCCUCACGAUGGACGGUUGGACGUGCCUGAAAAGCCGGGGCAUGAUUUGCGUCAUCGCCCAAAACGACACCGCGCCGGUGAUUGUGGACUGCGUCGACUCCAAAACCGCGAAGAAAGCUGGAGAGUACCUCGCGAAGCUCAUCCAACAUGCGAUUUGCGAGGUGGGGGACAGCCACGUUGUCCAAGUCGUCAUGGACAACGCGGCUAACAACAAGCGCACGGCAAACUUGCUCAAGGACGGGUACCCGCAAGUCUUCUUCACCAAUUGUGCGGCCCACGUCUUGGACCUCAUGCUUCACUAUAUGGGGAAGGUCAAGGCGGUGAAGAGGGUCCUCAACCAGGUGCAUCGGGUUGUGAUGAUGGUCAAGGGGAGUGCAUCGGCCGUCACACUUUUCCGUGAGUUGUUUAGCAAGCUAGCGCUUGUCCGCCCUGGUGCUACUCGUUUUGGAACGCAAGUGAUCAUGAUCGAGCGUUUCCUUGAGGUUAAAAAGGCAUUGAAGGAGAUGGUGAUUAGUGAGGAGUGGAAAAGUGUAGCGGUGGCGAACACGGAGGAGGGGCACGCUGUACGUGGUCUCCUCUUAGAGGAGACGUUUUGGGACUCCGUCACGGCCAUUCUCGGCCUCAUGAAGCCCAUCUACGAGGUGCUACGCAUCGUUGACCGGCGGUCCCUUGUGAUGGGGAGCGUCUACGGCCUCAUGCUUGAGGCUACGGUCAAGUCCAACGAAGCGGCAACGAAGGCGGCUGCCCAACUCUCCAAGAAAACCGGUUUGCUUCCGGGAAACAAGAAGGCCGCGUUUCUUGCUGCGUUUAAGGCUAUCAUAGCCAACCGAUGGGACGGACAGCUGCACAACCCCCUCCACGCCUUGGGGUGGCUUCUAAACCCGAAGAAUCAGUACGUAGGCGAGAUUCGGGAGGAUGCGGAACUGAGGGCGGGGGCUGAAGAGGUGUUUAAGGCAAGGGGGGGCAGUGUUGAGAUGCGGACGAUGCUAGCGGUGCGACUAGCCGCUUUUCACAAGGGAGAGGGGAAGUUGGGGUCUGUGGAUGCGCGGUGGGCUGCCACCAUCUUGGUGGAGAGUGGGAGGCUCUCCGCGGCUGAGUGGUGGGCGCUGUAUGGGGGUGAGGUUCGUGCUUUGCAAAAGAUUGCGGUGAUGUUGCUCUCCCAGCCCGUGACUUCAUCCGAGGUCGAGCGGUACUGGUCCGCUCUCGCAAGGGUCCAAAGGCGGGACCGCAACCGGCUGAAUGCCACGUCCAUGACGGACGUGGCAUUCGUGGCAUUUGGCCGGCGAGCUCGGGAGUCCUAUGACAAAAAAACAGAGGCCCGUGCUAAGCUCUACAGCGAGUUGAGCAAUGGAUCGCUGCAGGAGGGCAGCACAAGCGUUCUUCUUUCUCUUCCGGUGGAGGCGGAGGUGGAUGAGGAGGAGGAGGCGGGGGGGGAGCCGUGUACCAUUGACUGGGACACCUUCGGGAACAUUGGCAAGCGGGUGACCAAAAGGAAGCGCGCAAAUCUGAAGAAGAAGAAGAAGAAGAGUGCUUCCAAGGGCAGCGGGUCCCGCAAGGGGAAGGAGAAGGUUUGUGAGGAAGAGGAAGAAGAGGCGGAGGAUGGGAGCAGUGAUGAUGACAGUGGUCCGGAUGAACCAACUAAGCGGAAGAACAAGGGGGUGAAUGCGCGCACCUUUUGCGGUUUGACCCACUUCUUGAAGUGCUUCAGCAUGUGGCUCGCAGCCUUCCAUACGCCCAGCACCUGCGUGCGCAACGGGUUGGGGGUGAGCGGGGGCAGGAGGACGAGCGGCAACGUUCAAUGCAAUGCAGUGUCGCUGCACUGCAGCAGAGAAGCCCCUCCAAACAUGUGGCGUGCACUGCAGCAGAGAAGCCCCUCCAAACAUGUGGCGUGCACUGCAGCAGAGAAGCCCCUCCAAACAUGUGGCGUGCACUGCAGCAGAGAAGCCCCUCCAAACAUGUGGCGUGCAAUGCAGCAGAGAAGCCCCUCCAAACAUGUGGCGUGCAAUGCAGCAGAGAAGCCCCUCCAAACAUGUGGCGUGCACUGCAGCAGAGAAGCCCCUCCAAACAUGUGGCGUGCAAUGCAGCAGAGAAGCCCCUCCAAACAUGUGGCGUGCACUGCAGCAGAGAAGCCCCUCCAAACAUGUGGCGUGCACUGCAGCAGAGAAGCCCCUCAAACAUGUGGCGUGCACUGCAGCAGAGAAGCCCCUCCAAACAUGUGGCGUGCACUGCAGCAGAGAAGCCCCUCCAAACAUGUGGCGUGCACUGCAGCAGAGAAGCCCCUCCAAACAUGUGGCGUGCACUGCAGUGUGACAGUGUCUCAUCAGCAUGUGGCUUGCCGCGCCCCAUGCGGCUGA